CAAACUAAAUUCACAUCAUGGCAGGAAGUUACUGAGGAUUCACCUGUCAAGGAUUUGCAAGAAGAAGAAAGACCAGCAGAUGGAAAGAGCAGUAAACAGGACAAAUCAAAGUCUGAAGAAAAACAGAAAUGGGGAGAGAAAGCUGUCCCUUUUGAAGAGGCUGACUUCUCUCAAAUUCCAAAAUUAGAAGAUUGUAACGAAGAAAUGAAAAAUACGAGCCAUAGUAGAGAAAAACCACCGAAAUCCCUUGAGUUUGGAGGUGGCUUAAGUGAGCGGGUAAGCCUUCCUAAACCGCAGAGAGCACAUUCAGGAGAUAAAACCUAUAAAUGCUUAGAGUGCGGAAAGAACUUCACAAACCUGAAGUCACAUCAAAAGAUGCACACGGGUGAGAAGCCAUACAAAUGUUCUGAGUGUGGGAAGAAUUUCCGGUACAACAUGAACCUGAAAUCACAUCAGCGAAUCCACACGGGAGAGAAACCGUAUAAUUGUUUGGAAUGCGGAAUGAAUUUCAGCUACAGCAUGAAUCUCAAAUCACAUCAAAAAAUCCACUCUGGGGAGGAACCGUACAAAUGUUCCAAAUGUGGGAAGUGUUUCACUCACAGCAUGUACCUGAAGUCGCACCAGAAAAUCCACACGGGAGAGAAACCCUUUAAGUGUUCAGAGUGUGGAAAGAAUUUUACUCACAGCGUGAAUCUGAAGACCCAUCAAAGAAUUCACACGGGGGAGAAACCGUAUAAAUGUUCUGACUGCGGAAUGACGUUCAGGUACAGCAUGAAUCUCAAAUCGCAUCAAAAAAUCCACACGGGAGAUAAACCAUAUAAAUGUUCCGAGUGUGGAAAACAAUUCAGUAACAGCUCAGACCUUAAACUGCAUCAGAGAGUUCAUACAGGGGAGAAACCAUAUCAAUGCAUGGAAUGUGGAAAGUGCUUUGCAAUUAGGAGUUACCUUGCUUCCCAUAAAAGGAUCCAUACAGGGGAGAAACCAUAUCAAUGCAUGGAAUGUGGAAAGUGCUUUGCAAUUAGGAGUUACCUUGCUUCCCAUAAAAGGAUCCAUACAGGGGAGAAACCAUAUCAAUGCAUGGAAUGUGGAAAGUGCUUUGCAAUUAGGAGUUACCUUGCUUCCCAUAAAAGGAUCCAUACAGGGGAGAAACCAUAUCAAUGCAUGGAAUGUGGAAAGUGCUUUGCAAUUAGGAGUUACCUUGCUUCCCAUAAAAGGAUCCAUACAGAAGAGAAACCAUAUAAAUGCAUGGAGUGUGAAAAGUGCUUUACAAUGAGACGUGGUCUUACUUCCCAUGCAAGGGUCCACAGAAAGAAGCCAUACCAAUGCAUGGAGUGUGGAAAAAGCUACAUUUGCGGUAGGAGCCUUACGUCUCAUCUAACAAUUCAUACAGGGGAGAAACCAUAUAAGUGCAAGGAAUGUGGAAAGUAUUUCAAUCGUAGUAAUUCCCUUCGUUCCCAUGAAAGAAUCCAUACAGGAACGAAACCAUAUCAAUGUAUGGUUUGUGGAAAGAGAUUCAAUAGAGGCAGUGAUCUCAUUUCUCAUAAAAGGAUCCACACAGGGGAGAAGCCAUACACAUGCACAGAUUGUGGAAAGAGCUUCACCACCAGUGGUUCCUUUACUAUCCAUAAAAGGAUCCAUACGGGAGAGAAACCAUAUAAAUGCAUGGAGUGUGGGAAGAGUUUCAACUACAAUACUUCUCUUACUUCCCAUAAAAGGAUCCAUACAGGGAUGAAACCGUAUCAAUGCAUGGAUUGUGGCAAGAGAUUCAGACAGAGCAGUUAUUUUAGUAUGCACAAGAAAAUCCACUCAAGGGAGAAACCAUAUAAAUGCACAGACUGUAAAAAGAGCUUUAACAGAAGCAGUUCCCUGAUAUCACAUAGGAGAAUCCAUUCUGGUGAGAAACCAUAUAAUUGUGUGGACUGUGGAAAAAAUUUCACUGUAAGCAGUUCCCUUAAAUCACAUAGGAGGAUCCACACUGGCGAGAAACCAUAUCAGUGCCAGGAGUGUGGAAAGAGUUUCAGACACAGCAAUUCCCUCUCUUCUCAUAAAAGGAACCACACAAGGGAGAAUCAACCUACCAGCAUAUAACACUAAAGGAGUUUUAUUCAGAAGUG
Molecule: messenger RNA, 2114 nt
Organism: Thamnophis sirtalis
Lineage: Eukaryota; Metazoa; Chordata; Lepidosauria; Squamata; Natricidae
Source: RefSeq, a predicted model, not a curated record